Drosophila simulans is the source of this 1455-nucleotide messenger RNA. RefSeq lists its product as uncharacterized. The transcript has a single exon. The coding region runs from base 86 to 769 and encodes 227 amino acids. The record is from RefSeq and is a predicted model, not a curated record. NCBI's taxonomy places the organism in Eukaryota, Metazoa, Arthropoda, Insecta, Diptera, Drosophilidae.
AAAUUAAUAAAAUUGUUCUACAAAAUCAAGUGGGAUAUUAAAAUGUAAUCAACUGCUCAAAAAAACAUUUUUUCUGCCUAUUUCAAUGAUUAUGAAUCCGAUUUGCCAAGUCGAUAUCAAUAGGCCUGAGUGCCAGAAAUGGAUGGUCCAGGUAUACUCCAAAUGUCGGGAUCUCUUCAAAACUAAUACAUUGCCCAAUUGGGGUCCAGACAAUGCCCCUGUUGUCUAUAAGGCGGAUGUGGAAGCCAUGACCGUCCUAGAUUGCCAUCGGCUCAAGCGGGCAUUGGGCAAGGAAGUGGCUGAAGAGGAUGAGGAGGGGGAUGAGUUGGAUGACCUGGAUGACCUAGAUGAUCUGGAUGAGGGGGAGGAGGGUCUCGAUCCAGGGAAAUUGGUGGGUCUAUUGCUAGCCCUCUGCGCAAUCGCUUUUCUUUUCGUUCUCUUGUGUCGAAUGAAGCGCCGAAACAUAAAAUUAAAGGAAGUCGAGCUUCCAAAACCGGAACCCCAGGAAGCUCCACCCGUUUUACCCCAAAAAAAGAAAAUAAAUAGAGCCGCCAACUGCAAAAGCUGGAUGCGCAGGAGCUGCAGACCCUUCUUCCUCCACAACGAGUCCCAGGUAAGACAGUACCAAUCCCGUGCCGAAAUGGAGGUGGCUGUACACGAGGAACGCACCCGGCAGAAGAUCGCCAUGUGGACAAAGGCCCGGGAGAGAGAUGCCCAAAAGAAGAGAGAUAAGCUCCAAAGGAACGUGAACAAGGCUACCAAAACUUGAUGCCUUUUAUUUUUUAAAUAUUUGUAUGGCAAGCUGUACGCAUAAAUAAAUAAAAGAUUUUAAGCUUAUCUAUUUAUUUUCUCAGAUCACAAAGAAUAUUGCCUUCUUAGAACUACAGCGUUGUGCAACAACACCUCAAAUGAUAUAAGCAAAUAGCCUCUUCGAUUCGCCGAUUACUCUGAAUUCUUGUUAAUGAAAUGAUUAACAUUUUGAAAGUAAAGUGGUCUCUUACAAUGACUAACACUCGCCACUAAAAGUGUGCCAACUAUAACAGAAUUCGCUUCUCCAGAAGAGUUUAUGCUAUAAAAACGUUUUAAGGCAAAGGUUAAGUCACGUAUUUGAUUGCAUACAGCGCCUAAUUUAAUUAUCUUUUGAAUGUAUAUGUUGUAAAUAAAUUUAUUCACUUUAUAGCCAUUGAUAACCACCGUUUGUAGACGGUACUAAAAUGUCUUUUUGUUUCGGAAAAUCAGUUGCUCGCCUAGCUUACAUAUGUUAUAUCGAGUAAUAUUAUUUUGUGUAAAUCUUUAAAAAUUGAUCAGGAAAGCGUGUGCUCAAUAGUUAGUAAAAUGUUCAAUUUAUUAUUUAGGUAUACUUAAGGCUCACUCGUAGUACGAUCCAUCUGUGGCGAGAUCAAUUAGUUUAUGCGCUCGGUUGUGCGAGUGUGUGCAGGUGUACAAUAGUAAUAU